This is a messenger RNA of Panonychus citri (citrus red mite), 668 nucleotides long. Its product is annotated as histone H2B. NCBI's taxonomy places the organism in Eukaryota, Metazoa, Arthropoda, Arachnida, Trombidiformes, Tetranychidae. Gene Ontology annotation, molecular function: protein heterodimerization activity; structural constituent of chromatin; DNA binding. Gene Ontology annotation, cellular component: nucleosome. The transcript has a single exon. The record is from RefSeq and is a predicted model, not a curated record. The coding region runs from base 101 to 475 and encodes 124 amino acids.
UCUUCUCAAGUUUGUUGAUUAUCAAUUCUUUGUAAUUGUUUCAUUUCUCGAUAAUUUCUUUAGUUAAUUUUAAAUCAAUUUCUUUUCCUAAUUAAUAAUUAUGCCUCCUCAACCAUCAGGUAAAGCUGUGAAAAAAGCCGGUAAGGCCCAAAAAGCUGUUCGAGCUACCGACAAGAAAAAGAAGAAGAAGCGUAGGAAGGAAUCUUUCUCCAUCUACAUCUACAAAGUGUUGAAACAAGUUCAUCCUGACACUGGAAUCUCAUCGAAAGCCAUGUCAAUCAUGAAUUCAUUUGUUAAUGAUAUUUUCGAGAGAAUUGCUGCUGAGGCCAGUCGACUUGCUCACUACAACAAGCGAUCAACCAUCACAUCAAGGGAGAUUCAAACUGCUGUUCGUCUUCUCCUUCCUGGUGAAUUGGCUAAACACGCCGUUUCAGAAGGAACCAAAGCUGUCACCAAAUACACUUCAUCUAAAUAAACUCAUCCAUCAUCACCAUCAUCAUCAUCAUCAUCCCAUGUAACCCCUAAAAUUCAUAUAACCAAAAACGGCCCUUUUCAGGGCCAAUACUUAUAUGUGAAAAAGAGUUUUUUUAUAUCCAAAGCUUUUGACUCAUUGUGAAUAAUUUUAUUUCAUCUUAUUAAAUUAAGACAAUCUUUUCUCUUAAAAAAAA